Molecule: messenger RNA, 4982 nt
Organism: Paramuricea clavata
Lineage: Eukaryota; Metazoa; Cnidaria; Anthozoa; Malacalcyonacea; Plexauridae
Source: the annotation of a GenBank genome assembly
UAAAAAGAAGUAUCCUCCAACUAAAGACUUGCCUGAAGGUUAUCGUAAACGAAUUCUGGUAAGAAGCUGUUGUUAAACUCAGUCCCAUAUAUACACAUAAUAAGAUGAGAACAUUCCACAGGAUCCAAUGGCCGACACUAGGGGUGGCGAAAGGGAGGAGGGAUUCUAUCAUUAAAUGACGUCACAACUUUCAAGAGUGGAACGCUUAUAGAUAACUUCCGCUUUAUUUUAAAAUAUAGCAAUUAGCAUUAAAAUGACCCCAGAAAUGUUCACGAUACAUAAUAAUUUUACUCCGGUUGUGACGUCACGCAUACCCAACGAUGGAUGUGCAUAUCCAAGAUGGUGGAAUGCAUAAGUAUUUCGUUUCAAAUGAAAGGUAAUAUCUGCUAUACCAAGAACGAUAAAGGAAAUCUGCAAUAAAAUUUUGAAAUUUAUUGAAUCACUCUUUCGAUAACUCAUUUCUAUUCCCUUAUAAACGAGUACAAAUAUUAAACAACUUGUAGAAAUUAUUGAAGGAUAUAGAUUUUGUUGUUUUGUUGUCGUAUCUAGAGCAAUAUGCCUAGAACUUCAACUUUGGGCCUCCCUGAGUCCUCAAAGGAGUUACGCCAGGGAGAGCAUUGUAGAACUGAUAGGUAUAUGAACCAAUUUUCCAUUUCUCACGAAACGGCGCAGCAAAUCAAAGCGCCUGGGGACGAGGCUGUAUACGAAUAAAGUUAGUUUUAGUUUAAUUAGUACACUCGGCGUGUUCAAUUGGUAAAUUUAAUUUUGUUUUCUGUAGAUCACAGGAGGAGCUGGUUUUGUUGGUUCACACUUGACGGAUGCUCUUAUGAUGGCAGGUCACGAGGUUUGUGAGAAACAUUGUAUAAGAAGUAUCCGUAUUCGAGAAAUUGUAAGCUUGGCCAUUCCCCAAAUCUCUUUGGCAAAAAGGGGGGUGUGCAAGGCGGGGGAGGGGAUUUCCUUAUAAAAUCCAUAUUCGAGCACCCUAACCACAAUCAGGCCUUUCAAUCCUGCCGUUCUAUAAAACACUGCUGCACACAGCUCCUGUACAAUAGUAAUUAUACACUUGAUCAACAGUGUCAGUCGCACCCGAACCAUCACCAUACCUUCCUGCUAGACCUGGCUGAAUCCAUCCACGUUAUCGCACCCUCUAUACUGAUUUUAUCUUGCAUGUUUUUAUCUAUUGUGGCAACCGGCUUCAAUUGGUGAUUUUCCACAUGUAACUACUGUUUCUAACUACUGUUUUAGGUGACCGUGGUAGACAAUUAUUUCACUGGUCGCAAGCGAAAUGUGGAGCACUGGUAAAGAUCUUGUAAAUUCUAAUUUAUUUUAAGUCACGUUUACAAAUUGCGACUUGUCCGACUGAUUUCAGAUUUUUAAUCUAAGACUACGUUUACACCACGCCAGAGCGAAAUAAUGACGACACUUUUUACGUCUGUUCACACUAAACCGUUAGGGGCGGACCAUUUGACUUUUGAGGGGGGGGGGGCCGGAAGAUUCAGACUGUGCAAGAAUUUUUUCCCGCCCAGGCGAACAAGUCAGAUCUUUUUUUCCUGUAAAAGUGCAGCGCACGAUAUUUUCCCCAAUAUAUUUCGCGGCAGGAUAUUUUUUUGCUUCUCAUAAUAAUGGCUUACAGUAACUUAAGGCUUUCUUAUUUUUCACCCGUUUAAUAAUCACCUGCAAUGUCUCUGUCUAAUAUUCACCUGCAAUGUCUUUGCAGCACAAAAAAUGAGAAAAAAUAACAUAACGAAGGCAAUAUGGCAGUAAGAAUUAUUUCUAUUCUGACUCAUUAACGCGACCUCGCAAUGUGAAAAAUAAGUACGUUAUACAUAUAGCUAUCGUCAGAGAGUAGCUGAGUUUUUCAGUCAGAGGAGGCCGAGAAAAUCCCAAGAGGGGCCAAGGAAUUUUCACUGUGCUUUAUUUUAUAUGUCUUACUGUUCCUAAAGCGUGUAAGUUUACUUACAAAAAAUGUAUAACUGCACCAAACCCCAGCUAUCAAACUGCAAAUCUAACAUAACAGUUACUUGGUAUUAUGGUAAACAAAGAACACUCCUAUUCCAGGGAAAGGAAGGGUAUUUGCUGAAAGACGUUUUAAUAAAAUUUUGUGAAGCGAACUCUACGUUAAAGUACUCAGAACCUCAAGCGUCGCCUAAGCAAGCUGAUUGCUAUGAAGUGGUUUGCACUGUAACUGCGUCCGUUGAAAGAACUAUUACACCUAACGCAGAGAAUUUAACCAACUUGUCUAAUAUCGAUGACUUAAGUAAUAUAUCUCAGUCAGAUGCUCUAUUUAAUAUAUCCAAAAUCGAUGAUAUACUAACAAGCUCUGAUGCUUCUACUAUAAAGGAACUUGAGGGCUUUAUCGACAGGUCAUUUUGUAGUGCUUUUGGGCUGCCUGAUUUUGCCCAACCGACGGACAUGUCUACUCCAUCUAACCGACAAACUGAUGGAAAUCUAGCCAAACUUGAAUCACAAUUUUUCACGUUUAAGGAAAGUGUUGAGGCACAGCUGCAAAAUUUAUCUUAUAAACUCUCUGAGCAGAAUAACAUCAUUAAGUCAAAUAAACAAGAACUAUGCAAAUUAAACUGUGAAAAUUUGCAUUUAAAAUCAUGUAUCUCAGAGUUAGAAGUGAAAUUGCUGUCAACGAAUACAUCAAAUACGAACUGUAGUUUGGAUCUGGAAAGUCUAAUGGUUAAAGAAAAUGCUUUCCCAACUGUAAAUGCUGAUGUCUGUAUUACUUCUAGUGGCUGUUCACCUGAAACUAAUAACAGUCAUGAAAACGUUAAUCAACCAACCGUGGACUCUGACCUUGACCCUCCAGUGUCCGAAAUGAAUAAUCACUCAAAGGAAUCCAUUGAAGCAGUACAGCUCUCAAUUUCUGUUACCAAGGAACGAGCAGCUACCCCAAUCACUCAAGCGACCAAUGAUAACAGCAAUAUAGAACCAAAUGUUGGAAAAUCUUUCGUCUUAGCAUGCACCUCCACAACGGAACAAUAUCGAAUGGUUAGGUCGCUUACCGUUGAUUGAAACACUAAACCAGGCUAACCAAACUUCGUUCUGCAACACUAAAAGUAGAAGUAUUAGUGUUUUUAAAAACCGCGACACCGAGUAUUAUAAAGGUUGUCAGACAAAUUCAAAGCCUUUAACUUCACCAAGGCAUAAUAACAUACGUAAUUCCCCUGGUCGACCCCCUUUUUUAAAACGUCAGAACAUCAAACCACCAUCAUAUCGAACAUCUCAUCGUCAUCACUCACUAGAGUGGUUGAUCCAUCUGGAUGUGGUGUACCGCAUGAUGAGACAAUGAGAAUACCAGUCAGAAUCACCUCGCGCUACCAUACACAGAAUAUGACUCAAAAUGGACCAAAUUUUCGAAUCUAGUAAAUAUUCAAAUUGUAAACUCUAGGGAAAAGACCCUAACUGCGAUAACAAAAGAACAUGUUCCAAAACCGCUUUCGGAUAUGCAAAGAUCGAAACUUAGAAUUGCUCACCUAAGUGUUCGCUCAAUUAAGAAUAGGAAUCAUCUUAUACAGGUUCGAGAACUUAUGAAGGACAGGAACUAUGAUAUUUUAGCCUUGUCAGAGUCGUGGUUAAACUCCACGGUGACAAACGCGGAAGUAGAAAUCGAGGGCUUUAAACUAACAAGAUUGGACCGUUUGGGAAAGACUGGAGGGGGUGUUUGUGUCUAUUCUAAAUCGUCGAUUAAAGUCAAACGUCUCAAAAACAUAACAGGGAUAUCUGAAUUCGGAUUUCAUCAGCUAUGGAUGCUAAUACAACUCAGGAAACUAAGAUCAAUUCUCCUCUGUGUGACAUAUAGGCCUGAUUAUUGUCCUACUUCAACCUUUCAUGAUAUUUUCAUGGAAAAUUAUAUACAUGCUCUCACAUUAGGAAAAGAGAUAAUUGUUGUAGGCGAUUUAAAUUGUGAUUUGCUGAAACCGGAUUCUCCAGAGGCUAUGUCGCUACUAGAUUUUUGUACAAGUGUGAAUCAAACUCAAUUGAUAAAAGAACCUACACGAGUAACAGAAACGUCAUCUUCCCUUAUUGAUAUUAUUAUGACGUCGAAUGUCAGUUUAGUAGAAAAUCAUGGGGUUGCUUUAUCUCACAUUAGUGAUCACUAUCUAAUAUAUGCUUCUUUGAAACUUAAGAUGUUGAAGCCGCCACCUAGUUAUAAAUGUGUGAGAUCCUACAAAAACUACAAACCUGAUAGUUUCCUCGCGGAUUUACAACGAAUACCUUGGUACGAUAUUUCCAUCAUGGAUGAUGCAAAUGUAAUGCUAGACCAUUUCAAUGAGAGGUUUCUCCAUGUACUGGAAACACAUGCACCUGUGAAAACAGUGAGGAUUAAACACCGCAGCUGCCCCUUUAUUAGCACAGAAAUUCGCGAACUUAUGCAAUACAGAAAUAACCUAUUGAAAACGGCUCGAAGUACUAAAUUAACAACAGACUGGGAAAUGUAUCGUAAACUAAGAAAAGAAGUAAAAUCCAAACUGAGAGAUGCCGAAAGGGAAUAUGUACGGAAAGAACUAGAGCACAGUCACAACACUAAUUCAAAGUGGAAGAUAAUUAAGAAUUGUAUUCCUCGUAAAGAAAGCACUCAACAAGUCUACACAAAGGAUAUGAAAGAAGUUGCUAAUGAGUUUAAUCAGUUUUUCACCUCAGUUGGUAGGAGAGUAUCAGAAGAUUGCACAUCUUUAAUAGAAUUAUAUAACCUGCCUGCACCUCCAACAAGUGUUUCGCUGUCUGUCGCUGAGUCACAAAAUUUUAGGUUUGUUCCUGUCUCGUGUGAAGAAGUACGAAGGACAGUUAUGGCAUUCCAUUCGAACAAAGCUCCUGGCCAUGACAAAGUACGAAUGUCUACAAUAAAGGAUGCACUUCCAUGUAUUCUCCCAGUUAUUACUGACAUGAUAAAUCGCUCGUUACAGACUUCAGUCUUUCCAUCAGCCUGGAAAAUAUCAGAAGUAAUACCACUUCUUAAAGAGGGAGAUCACGAA